Molecule: messenger RNA, 705 nt
Organism: Oppia nitens
Lineage: Eukaryota; Metazoa; Arthropoda; Arachnida; Sarcoptiformes; Oppiidae
Gene: RpLP2
Product: 60S acidic ribosomal protein P2-like
Exons: 2
Coding region: 117-455 (112 amino acids)
Biological process (GO): cytoplasmic translational elongation
Cellular component (GO): cytosolic large ribosomal subunit; ribosome
Molecular function (GO): structural constituent of ribosome
Source: RefSeq, a predicted model, not a curated record
CUGUCUUGACUUUAGUCGUGCUUUGAGUUUGUGAUUGAAAUCAAUUCAACAAAAACUAGCGAUUAAUCCAUAGCUUUGUACACAUUUCGUGUCUUAAACCCAACAAGACUUAAACCAUGCGUUAUGUGUCGGCUUACCUGUUGGCCACUUUGGGCGGCAAUAAGAGUCCCACCACUGCUGACAUCAAACGAAUCCUCAGUAGUGUUGGCAUCGAAGUCGAUGAAGAAAAGUCUGCCAAAGUUGUCAAAGAACUGAGCGGUAAAAGUAUUGAAGAAGUGAUCGCUAAGGGAACCGAAAAGUUAGCCUCAGUUCCAUCCGGAGGAGGCGCUGCCGCCUCCGCAGCACCGGCUGCUGCAGCGGCCGCUGAUUCACCCAAAAAGGAGGCCAAGAAAGAGGAGAAAAAGGAUGAGUCCGAAGAUGAAGACGAGGACAUGGGUUUCGGUCUCUUUGAUUAAAAUAUUGUUUUUUAUAUAAAUUAAUAAAACAAUCGUUGAAUAACUAAUUGAUCUCUUUUUUGUCUAACAUUUAUUUGAUAUAAUUUGAUGACUAUUAUCGCAGUUUUGAUUUUAUUUUGUAAUAAUUUUGAAUAACAAUUUUAUGGUAUUUUAGUAAUUUGUUAUAUAAAUCAUACGGAAAAUAGGAUAUAAUAUCACUUUUGGUUAAAUUAUAAUAAUAUUUGAAUAAAUUUAUUAUAUGUUAUAAAUA